AUGUCUUUAUCUGUCGCCGGUUUUAACUCCUCCCCUCUCUUUGACCAAAUCAGAGACGCCUUGAACUCCAACAAGGCCGCCAAGGAUGCGAUCCUCAAGAAGACCAAGGCUGUUUUCGUCUUCACCGUCACAAACAAGGAAGGCCAGAAGCAGUCCUGGUUGGUUGACUUGAAGGAUACCGGUGAUGCCAAGAAGGUUGAAGAAACCGACGCCGAGGUCAAAUCUGCCGACAUUGUCAUCAACGUCAGUGACUUGAACUUGAAAAAAUUGGCCCUUGGUAAGGCCAACGCACAGAAGUUGUUCAUGUCCGGGAAAUUGAAGGUUAAGGGUAACGUCAUGAAGGCGGUUGCCAUUGAAGAGGUCUUGAAGGUUGCCAAGCCAAAAUUGUAAGCGACCUUAAGGUCUGCGCUGGCGUAUCAAACGACUUAUUCCGUAUAUUUAACAUAAUCACUAUUUAAUGCGCUGUAGGGGAGUGAACAAGACGAGCUCAAGAAACAGCUGGUUAAGAAUAAAGUGCAAUGUUAGAACGAUGAACGUUAGAAUAACGAGUCAUAGCUGAGAAUGUCGAAUACGAUGAAAAGUGUCAGUGUGGGGUAGUUUAUAUUGAUGUCUAAACACCAGAUUACAAGUUGGAAAUAAAGCUUGCAUAAUAAUUAUCG
Babjeviella inositovora NRRL Y-12698 is the source of this 659-nucleotide messenger RNA. Its product is annotated as SCP2 sterol-binding domain-containing protein. The record is from RefSeq and is a predicted model, not a curated record. Lineage: Eukaryota; Fungi; Ascomycota; Pichiomycetes; Serinales. The coding region runs from base 1 to 390 and encodes 129 amino acids. The transcript has a single exon. Gene Ontology annotation, cellular component: cytosol.